Messenger RNA from Oncorhynchus kisutch (coho salmon), 13005 nucleotides. Its product is annotated as collagen alpha-1(XII) chain. The record is from RefSeq and is a predicted model, not a curated record. Gene Ontology annotation, molecular function: integrin binding; proteoglycan binding; extracellular matrix structural constituent. Lineage: Eukaryota; Metazoa; Chordata; Actinopteri; Salmoniformes; Salmonidae. Gene Ontology annotation, biological process: cell-substrate junction assembly; heart development; cell-matrix adhesion. The coding region runs from base 212 to 9427 and encodes 3071 amino acids. The transcript is spliced from 66 exons.
ACUUGGAAAGAGACUUUCUUUCUGGAACACAUGCUGUUGGAUCUUCCAGUAGCCAGCUAGAGAGAAGUGUCCACCCAGAGCUCCUGAAAGUUCUCUAUCAGUUUCUAGAAGGGGGAGUCUUCAAGACGGGUGCGCCUACAUUUUUUGAUUUUAUUCUGUUAAGAUUGACCAGAUUCAUUAAUGUGCUGCUGCUGACCCAUAACUUCUAAAAAUGAAGAUAAGGCUGUCAUUGGCCGUGUCGGCUUUCGUUGCAGUGUUAUUCGCCUCCGUUGAAGCGCAAGUGGAGCCCCCCUCAGACUUGAAAUUUACAAUUCUAAAUGAGAACACAGUGCAAAUGUCAUGGAGAAAGCCAUCGCAUAGGAUACAGGGCUACAAAAUACAAGUUGUAUCGGAUACAGAUGAACCAGCCAAAGAGUUUAACCUCCCAGCCACUGCUACAAAGACGUCUAUUACAGACCUAACUCCUGAUCUGGACUACUCAGUGUCCAUCAACUCCUAUGAUGACACAGAGGAGAGUAUACCCAUCUUUGGCCAGCUCACUAUUCAGUCCAGUAACACAAGUGAAACAGAAAGGAGGCCGCAGACUUCAGAUGCAAUCAAAUGUUCAGUCAAUGCCAUAGCAGACCUGGUAUUCCUGGUGGAUGGCUCCUGGAGCGUUGGCAGGGAAAACUUCAAGCACAUCCGCAGCUUCAUCAGUGCUAUGGCUGGGGCCUUUGACAUCGGAGAGGAUAAGACCAGGGUGGCUGUGGUCCAGUACAGCACAGACACCCGCACUGAGUUCCUCCUCAACCACCACUCCAAACGAGGAGAGCUGCUCAGAGCCAUCAACACCCUGCCCUACAAGGGAGGAAACACCAUGACAGGGGACGCCUUGGACUACCUGCUGAAAAACAUCUUUACGGAGGCGGCCGGCGCCAGGAAAGGCUUUCCGAAGAUAGCCAUGAUCAUCACAGAUGGAAAAUCCCAGGACCCAGUGGAGGAGUACGCUAAACGACUCAGGAACAUUGGAGUGGAAGUAUUUGCUUUAGGCAUCAAAGGAGCAGAUGAGGAUGAACUGAAGGAAAUGGCCUCAACUCCCCACAGCACACAUGUCUACAACGUACCUAACUUUGAUAUGAUCAAGGCAGUGCAGCAGAAGCUCAUCAUUCAGGUGUGCUCCGGUGUGGAAGACCAGCUCAACUCUCUAGUGAGCGGAGAUGAUGUUGUGGAACCGGCCUCUAACCUCCAGGUGCUUGAGAUCUCCUCAAAGUCCAUGAGAGUGACGUGGGACGCCUCUCUAGGGGAGAUCACGGGCUACAAGCUGACCCUGAUGCCCAUGAUGGCUGGGAUGAAGCGCCAGGUUGUAUACGUGGGGCCCACCCAGACCACUGUCAACAUCCGGGACCUGUCUCCAGAGACCGAGUACGAGAUCAGCCUGUUCGCCCUGAAUGGCCUGACACCCAGCGACGCUGUCCUGGCCAUGGAGAAGACUCAGCCCGUCAAGGUGUCAUUGGAAUGCUCUCUUGGAGUGGACGUACAGGCUGACGUGGUCCUGCUGGUUGAUGGCUCCUACAGUAUCGGAUUACAAAACUUUGCCAAGGUCAGAGCUUUCCUGGAGGUCCUGGUCAACUCCUUCGACGUCGGGCUCGACAAGAUCCGGCUCAGCUUAGUCCAGUACAGCAGAGACCCCCACACAGAGUUCGCCCUGAACACUUAUAAUGACAUUGCUUCAGUGGUCAAGGCUGUCCGGACGUUCCCCUACCGAGGAGGCUCCACCAACACGGGCAAGGCCAUGAACUACGUCAGAGAGAAGAUCUUUAUCCCCACCCGAGGAUCUCGCAACAGUGUCCCGCGUGUCAUGGUCCUCAUCACUGACGGGAAGUCCUCUGACUCCUUCAAGGACGCUGCAACCAACCUGAGGAAUAUAGAUGUGGAGAUCUUUGCUGUGGGUGUGAAGGACGCUGUGAGGUCCGAGUUGGAAGCCAUUGCUAACACCCCGGCGGCCACCCAUGUGUACACUGUGGAGGACUUUGAUGCUUUCCAGAGGAUCUCCAAGGAGCUCACCCAGUCCAUCUGCCUGAGGAUUGAACAGGAGCUCCUCAACAUCAAGAAGAAGAGUCUGAUUGCACCCAGGGACCUGGAGUUCUCUGAGGUGACGUCUAGAAGCUUCCGUGCCACCUGGGCCACCGAUGCCACCAACGUCAUGUCCUACCUGGUGCGUUUCCGUAAGGCCGAGGACAUCACUGAGGAUUACAUCUCCCUGGCUGUGCCAGCCGACACCACCAGCACAAUCUUGCCACACCUCACUCCCCUCACCACCUACGAGGUCAACGUGUUCGCCCAGUACGACAAAGGAGACAGUUUCCCUCUGUCGGGGGAGGAGACCACUCUGGAAGAGCAAGGGACUGUGCGGGGACUGAGUGUGUCUGAAGAGACCACGGACAGUUUCCGGGUGACAUGGCUGGCGGCGCCAGGGCCCGUGGUGAGGUACCGGUUGUCCUAUGUCCCCUUGACGGGGGGAGGAGAGAGGCUGGAGGCCCAGACCAACGGACCUGACACCACCAUCGUGCUCCAGGAGCUGUUCCCUAUCACCACCUACCGCGUGUCUGUGUCUGCAGAGUACACCUCCGGCCUGGGAGACGAGAUGCAGGUGGACGGAACCACCAAGGAAGUCCGUGGUUCUCCCCGUGAUCUCCGCGUCUUCAACGAGACCGUGUCCAGCAUGAUGGUGUCAUGGCGGGCCGCUCCCGGGAACGUCCUCCAGUACCGCGUGGCCUUCAAACCAGCCGAUGGCACCGGGGAGAGGAAGGAAAUUGCCGUGAAGGGAGACACCACCGUGGCCCUGCUGAAGAACCUCCAGCCUGCUACUGAAUAUGAGCUGUUUGUCAGUGCCCGCUACACCUCUGGGCUGGGAGACCCCCUCCUGGGUACAGGCACCACCCUGGAAGUCCUUGGCUCCCCUAAAGACCUGGUCACCAAAGACGUCACAGACAACAGCUUCGCUGUCUCUUGGACGGCGGCGCCCGGUAACGUGCGCUCAUACCGGUUGAAGUGGAAGUCGCUGUACACGGAGGAGACAGGGGAGAAGUCCGUCCCCGGGGACGUAACGACCACUGUGCUUGAGGGGCUCACUCCGGAGACGCGCUACCAGGUCUCUGUGUACGCAGCCUACGGCAGGGGAGAGGGAGAGCCGCUCGUGGGUGCUGAGACCACAGAUAUGUCUGCAGCCGGAAAAGUUGUGGUGGUUUCCGAGGAGACGGAGAAAAGCAUGAAGGUGACUUGGCAGCCUGCACCCGGAAACGUUGUCAACUACCGGGUGACGUACAAGCCAGCGUCGGGCGGGCGACAGCUGGCUGCCAAGGUGCCUGGUGGUACCACCAACACCAUCUUGAGACGCUUAACGCCCAUGACCACCUACGACAUCACGGUGCUGCCUGUGUACAAGCAGGGAGAAGGAAAAGCAAGGCAAGGAGUAGGAACCACACUGUCACCGUACAAAGCCCCUAGAAACCUGCAGACCUCCGAGCCUGCUAGGACCAGUUUCAGAGUGACCUGGGACCCCGCUCCAGGGGAAGUCAAGGGCUACAAAGUCACUUUCCACCCCAUUGGAAAUGAUAUAGACCUGGGAGAGCUGCUGGUAGGACCCUAUGACAACACUGUGGUUCUGGAGGAGCUCAGGGCUGGUACCAAGUACACAGUGAGUGUGUUUGGAAUGUUCGAGGGGGGAGAGAGCCAGCCAUUGGCUGGUGAGGAGAAGACCACUCUCUCUGACGCCCCUGAACCACCACUGUAUGAUGGAGAUGUGGUGUGUAAGACCAAAGCCCGGGCUGAUAUUGUCCUGCUGGUCGAUGGCUCCUGGAGUAUCGGCCGUCUGAACUUUAAGACCAUCCGCUCCUUCAUCUCUCGCAUGGUGGGAGUCUUCGACAUCAGCCCUGACAGGGUCCAGAUUGGUCUGGCCCAGUACAGUGGUGACCCCAAGACUGAGUGGCACCUGAACGCCCACAGGACCAGGGCUUCCCUGCUGGAAGCUGUAGCCAACCUGCCCUACAAAGGAGGCAACACCCUCACUGGUCUCGCUUUAAACUACAUCCUCCAGAACAAUUUCAAGGAAAAUGUUGGGAUGAGACCCAACGCUCGUAAGAUCGGAGUGCUGGUCACUGAUGGCAAGUCUCAGGAUGACAUCAUUGCCAACUCCCAGAACCUGCGUGACCAGGGCAUUGAGCUGUAUGCCAUUGGUGUGAAGAACGCUGAUGAGAAUGAGCUGAGGUCCAUCGCCACUGACCCGGAUGAGAUCCACAUGUACAACGUGGCUGACUUCUCCUUCCUGUUGGACAUAGUGGACGACCUGACCAACAACCUCUGUAACAGCGUAAAGGGACCAGGUGGUAGCCCCGAUGCACCCACUGACCUGGUGACCUCGGAGGUGACCCACUACUCGUUCCGUGCCAGCUGGACAGGCCCUGAAGGUCCGGUGGAGAAGUACCGUGUGGAGUACAUGACCUUGUCUGGACGCCCUCAGAAGAUGUUUGUUGAUGGCUCAGUGACCACAGCCAUGCUGCCCAACCUGAACCCUCUGACUGAGUAUCUGGUCAACGUCUACUCUGUCAUUGGAGAGGAGAGCAGUGAUCCACUGAAGGGGACUGAAACCACCUUGCCCCUUAGCGCGGUGAGGAAGAUGACCAUCUACGAGGAGCGUCCCACCACCAUGAGGGUGAAGUGGGAGGAGGCAGUGGGCGCCACUGGCUACAUGCUGCUCUACAGUGCCAUCAAUGCCACCGAGCCCUCUGUGGACAAAGAGAUAAGAGUUGGAGAGGACACGACUGAUGUCCAGCUGAUGCAGCUGAUCCCCAACACAGCUUACACUCUGUCCAUCUUCGCCCUACAUGGGGAGUCAGCCAGCGACCCCCUCACCAAGCAAGGAGUCACACUGCCCAUGCCCCCUGCUGGAGAGCUAAGGGUCAGAGACGUUACCCACAGCGCCCUGAAGAUGAACUGGGACGCAGCACCUGGAGCCGUCCUCAAAUACAUCAUCACCUACAAGCCUGACGAGGGAGAAGCCAAAGAGCUUGAAGUGGGCGGAGGCGUGACCGCCAAAGCCCUGGACAACCUCAUCUCUCAGACUGAGUAUGACCUUGCUGUUACACCCAUCUACGACGAGGGAGCUGGCAACCCCAUGCUCAACACAGCUAUCACAGAUGUUGUUCCUGCUCCCAAGAACCUGCGUUUCUCUGAGGUGACCCAGACCAGCUUCAGAGCUCACUGGGACUAUGGUGCCCCUGAUGUGGCCCUCUACCGUAUCGGCUGGACCAAGAAGGGAGAAACCAACUUCCAAUAUGCCAUCCUGAACAGUGAUGAGACCAGUAAUGUGUUGGAGAACCUAGAGCCAGACACUCUGUACGACGUGUCCGUCACCGCCAUCUACCCUGACGAGUCUGAGAGUGAAGACCUGCUUGGCAGCCAGAGAACAUUGUCCAAGGUCAUCAUCACGCCUGCCCCCACAGGCCCUCCCCAGAACCUGCAGGUGUUCAAUGCCACCACCACCACUCUGAACGUCAAGUGGGACCACGCCCCUGGUCGUGUCCAGAACUACAAGAUCACAUACGUCCCAAUCGCCGGAGGCAAGACCCAGUCGACGCAGAUCGGAGGGAAGAAGAACACGGUGCUUCUCCCCAAGCUGACCCCUGACACUCCCUACUCCAUCACCGUUGCAGCCAUCUACGGCAGUGGGGAGAGCAAGGACAUCUCUGGCAUCGGAAAGACAAAGCCUCUGGGAGGAGUGAGGAACCUCCAGGUCACUGACCCCACCACCAGCACCCUGAACGUCCAAUGGGAGGCUGCCGAGGGCAACGUCCGCCAGUACAAGAUCUACUAUGUACCUUCUGCUGGAGGAGCUGAGGAUGUGGCCCAGGUCUCUGGUACUACCACCAGCACUGUGCUGAAGAACCUGAUGUCUGACACCCUCUACACCGUCACUGUGGUCCCUGUCUACCCCCCUGGAGAGGGCAAACGCAUGUCUGAGAACGGCAAGACACUGGAGCGUAUUCCAGUGAGGAACAUCCAAGUCUUCGGCCCCACCACUAACACCCUGAACGUACGCUGGGAGCCCGCCUCUGGCGAGGUCGUGCAGUACAGGGUUGUCUACGCCCCCCUGAGCGGCACCAAGCCCUCCGAGUCGAUCCUGGUCUCUGGGACAUCCACCACCACCCUGCUAGAGCAGCUGGUCCCAGACACGUCCUACAACGUGGGAGUGGUCGCCAUCUAUACUGACGGAGAAGGACCGCCGGCCGAAGACGAGGGCAAAACGCUUCCCCGCAGUGGCCCAAGGAACAUGCGUGUGUAUGAUGCCACCACCAGCUCUCUGACCGUGGCAUGGGAACAUGCUGAAGGUCCAGUGCAGCAGUACAAGAUCACCUACGCCCCCACCACUGGAGACCCCAUUGAGGAGCACACUAUGGUUCCUGGGAACAGAAAUAAUGUCAUCCUGCCCAACCUGGAUCCAGACACUCCCUAUAAGAUCAACGUGCAGGCCAUCUACCUUGACGGACCAGGAGGAGAUCUGGAUGGAGACGGACACACAGUUGGCAUGCUGGGGCCUCAGAACCUGAGAGUGUCAGAUGAGUGGUACACUCGCUUCAGAGUGUCCUGGGACCCCGCCCCCUCCAGAGUGGUGGGCUACAAACUGGUCUACUCACCUGCAGGUACUGAUCAGACCAUGGAGACUUUCGUUGGAGAUGUGACCACCUACCAGCUGCCCAACCUGCAGCCAGGAACCACCUAUGACCUCAAGGUGUUAGCCCAGUAUGACGCUGGCCUUAGCGGACCUCUCAUUGGACAAGGAACCACACUGUACCUGAACAUCACUGACCUGACCACCUACAAUGUUGGUUAUGACACCUUCUGCAUGCGAUGGACCCCGCAUAGGGCUGCCACUUCCUAUAGACUCAAACUGAAUCCCUUCGACUCCUCUAACAAGGGAGCUCAGGAGACCACCAUUACUGGGUCUGAGAGCCACUACUGCUGGGACGGCCUGACUCCUGACGCCCUCUACAACGCCACAGUGUACACACAGACCCCGAACCUGGAGGGGCCCGGAGUCAGCGUCAAGGAGAGGACGCUGAUCAAGCCCACAGAGGCCCCAACUGAGCCCCCCACCCCUCCUCCACCUGCCACCAUCCCCCCUGCUUUGGACGUGUGCAGAGGAGCCAAGGCUGACCUGGUGUUCCUGAUUGAUGGCUCCUGGAGUAUCGGAGACGAGAGCUUCAGUAAAGUGAUCCAGUUUGUCUUCAGCAUGAUCGGCGCCUUCGACAUCAUCCACCCUGGCGGCAUGCAGGUGUCUUUUGUGCAAUACAGUGACAGUGCCAAGACAGAGUUCAAACUGAACACUUACCAAGACAAGGGAAGGACCUUGGCUGCGCUGCAGCUCGUCCGCUACAUGGGAGGAAACACCAAAACAGGUGUCGCUCUGAAGCACGUUGGCGAGAAGGUGUUCACCUCAGACAACGGCAUGAGGAAGCACGUGCCUAAGGUUCUGGUGGUCGUCACCGAUGGUCGCUCCCAAGACGAGGUCCAGAAGAGUGCCUCCAACCUGAUACACUCUGGUUACAGCGUGUUUGUGGUCGGUGUGGCCGAUGUGGACAUGACAGAGUUGAGGAACAUCGGCAGCAAGCCAAGCGAAAGACACGUCUUUGUUGUGGAUGACUUUGACGCGUUCGCCAAGAUCCAGGACAACCUCAUCACAUUCAUCUGUGAAACGGCCACAUCCACUUGUCCUUUGAUCUACAUCAACGGGUUUACGUCCCCUGGCUUCAGAAUGCUUGAGGGCUUCAACAUCACAGACAGGACCUUUGCUGCCAUGAAUGGCGUGUCCAUGGAAUCUGGCUCCUUCAACAGUUUUAUAACCUACAGGCUUCACAAGGACGCAUUCCUCUCUGCGCCCACAAAGGAGAUCCACCCAGAGGGUCUUCCUCCAUCCUACACCAUAAUCCUGCUCUUCCGUCUCCUCCCCGACACCCCCAACCAGGCAUUUGAUAUCUGGCAGAUUGCUGACAGCAACAACAACCCUGAGGUUGGGAUCACCGUCAACCCUUCCAGCAAAACAAUCACGUUCUACAACAAGGACACCAGAGGGGAGAUCCAGAGAGCCACGUUUAAUGAGGAUCAAGUGAAGAGAGUUUUCCACGGAAGCUUCCACAAGCUUCACAUCAGUGUUUCUCCCGAGAGGGUCAAACUGAACGUGGACUGCCAGGAGGUGGCAGAGAAACCCAUCAAGGAGGCCAACAACAUCUCCACAGACGGCUAUGAGGUGCUGGGAAAGAUGGCCAAGUCAGGAGGAUCAAAAAGGGAGUCGGCAACGUUCCAGCUCCAGAUGUUUGAUAUUGUGUGCAGCUUGAGCUGGACCAGCAGAGACAAAUGUUGUGACCUCCCGGCCACGAGAGAUGAGCUCAAGUGCCCAGCUCUUCCCCACGCGUGCACGUGUGCACAGGACAGUGUCGGCCCUCCGGGGCCACCCGGCCCCUCGGGUGGACCAGGUACUAAAGGACCCAGAGGAGAAAGAGGAGACUCAGGCCCAACUGGUUCAAUGGGCCCCCGUGGAGAACAAGGACUUCCAGGACAAUCCGGACCUCCAGGUCCACAAGGCCCUAACGGCUUGUCUCUGCCAGGAGAACCUGGACGCCCCGGACCAAAGGGAGAUCCCGGAGACUCAGGCCUGACUGGGCUGAAAGGUCCUGCUGGUGCUGCUGGUCCUAUGGGUUCUGUUGGACCAGGUGGAGUGAGGGGACCACCAGGGAAGGAAGGACCCUCGGGACCUAGAGGCCCAACGGGACCGAUGGGAAGCCCAGGAUCUCCAGGAAACACAGGAAACACAGGCAACCAAGGAAAACCAGGAGACACAGGAAACCCAGGAUUGGCUGGAAUAAAGGGAGAAAAGGGAGAGAGGGGAGACUUUGCAUCUCAAAAUCUGAUGCGCUCCAUUGCCAGACAAGUUUGCGAACAGCUUGUGAACAGUCAGAUGAGCAGAAUUGAUAAUAUGAUCAACCAGAUCCCCACUGGUUACCGUAGCAACAACCCGGGCCCUGCCGGCCCCGCUGGUCCUGCCGGCAACACGGGUCCCCCUGGAGAACCUGGACAGACUGGCCGAAACGGUUUCCCUGGAAACUCCGGCUUACCUGGAAACCAAGGAGAGAGAGGGACGCCAGGAGAGAAGGGCGAGAGAGGAUCCCCUGGAACAGGACAGAGAGGACAGAGAGGACUCAGUGGUCCGCCUGGGCCACCAGGUGAGGCUCGGACUGGCCCCACAGGUACUACGGGCUCUGCUGGGCCUCGUGGCCCUCCUGGUCGCCAGGGAACCCCAGGAGUGAGGGGACCACCCGGGCCCCCUGGCUACUGUGACUCCUCCCAGUGUGUUGGCAUCCCUUACAAUGGACAAGGCUACCCAGGUCGGUCCUAGUAAACUUUCUAAGCCGCCUUACACUUUGAAGUCCUGUUUCUGAGAUGUUAGCUCACUGGCUAAUGACCCCGUAAGGAUAACCAUCGUGGACAUAACGAAUGAACAACAUUAAAAACCCAAAAACGAGAAAGAAAGGAGUGGACUGGCACUAACACCACUUCACAGCUUCUAUCAGACAAGCUGCAGAGAUGGCAGCCCUACUGGCCUGUUUGCAUCUUGAGCAAAAACCCCAGCAAACCGAGAGAGAGAGAGAGAGAGAGAGCUUCUCUGCGCAGGAAGGAGCAUGUAAAAAAAACCACUCAAAAAAAAAAAAACUACUCAUAAAUUGGAUCUCAUAACAAAAGAACAACAGUGUUAACAUGGAGACGUGAUAUCUGUAAAUAAACUAAUUGUGCCUUGUAAAUUAUGUUUGAACCACACAAUCCACUAAAAUCAGUUGACAUCUGUAUUGAGCUCGUGCCUUAUAACCCCGCUUCCUACUGACUUACUUCCAGCAUAACCCUCUGUUUUAUUAUGAUGCCUGAGUGAUUUACACAGCUUGUACUCCCAUCCAAACUGAAGCAUGUGCCAUUUGUACAUUUAAUAAUGAUGUUCUUUGUAUGUUUGCCUAAUCUAUGAUAAAUGUGAUUUUCUUGCCAUUUUCUUCAAUUAAAACAAAAAACAUAUAUAUAUACAUCAUAUUAGUUCCUUUGCUGUAGAACAUGUGUUUUCUAAUACCUCAGUGGGUUUUAGGACUAGCAAAGGGAUAUAGGCAAGAGCUAGACACUAAUGGCAGUGUCGUCUUAGUGUUUUGAUGCAAAUUCCAUCCCAGCUUUAUUACUCUUUAUUUGGGGUAUGUGUUCAAUAUGGCUGAUAGUUGUCAAUAACAUUAAGUGCUAGAGUGCAUGGAAUCACUAACAUUCUUAGAAACAGAGAAUUUAACAGAUAAAUAACAGUUCUUAGGUCCAGUUCUUCGGUCCAUAUUUAGGAGAUAGUCCAAAUGUUUAGGUUGUACAUUGUGCAUAGCCAGUCUCAGACUGCCAACUAAAGUCCUGUUUGAUUGGCCAAACAAAUAUUUCUAGCCAACGGCUACGAGCUCGAUCCUGAAACCUACAUAGUCCCUAUACUCGAGGAAGAAUCGGAAGACGGAUCUGAGGCUAUGCAGUCGCCUGGUUACUCACGAACCCAGAGAGGAAAGAGGUCACUAUCAAGAGAUGAUGCAGAGAGGAUAUCACAAUAAACAAAAACAAAACAAAGAAUUCUUAUCUUGAAUUGAUCUACGUUUUUACAUGAGCGAGUAUCAGUGUACUCAGAUAAUAAAAUCUAUGGGUUUGAUACCCCUAGCUUUAUUGUGCAUAUCUUUACGCAUAAACAAGCUAAGUUUAGGAAGAUUAAGUGAAAAAUAUAAAGAAUCUAGACAUUAUUUCAUUACAAAUCUGUGUGCUUGCUAACUGUUCCCUUAAGUGUCUCUGCUUGUAAUAUAACUGCAUUAAGUGUUUAUUAGAGUCCAAUGUUUAAUGCAAUAAUCAUGUCAAAGUCGGCAAAUACAUUGGGGGAAGUAUACACUGGCAAGAAAAAGUAUGUGAACCCUUUGGAAUUAACUGGAUUUCUGCAUAAAUUGGUCAUCAAAUGUGAUCUGAUCUUCAUCUAAGUCACAACAAUAGACAAACACAGUCGACUUAAACUAGGAACACACAAACAACUAUACGUUUUCAUGUCUUUAUUGAACACACCAUAUAAACAUUCAUGGUGCAGGGUGGAAAAGGAUGUGAACCCUUGGAUUUAAUAACUGGUUGACCCUCCUUUGGCAGCAAUAAGUUUUCUGUAGUUGCGGAUCAGACCUGCACAAUGGUCAGGAGGAAUUUUGGACCAUUCCUCUUUACAAAACUGUUUCAGAUCAGCAAUAUUCUUGGGAUGUCUGGUGUGAACUGUUCUUUUGAGGUCAUGCCACAGCAUCUCAAUUGGGUUGAGGUCAGCCACUCUAGAAGGCAUAUUUUCUUCUGUUGUUGCCCUUCUGAUGUUGAUUUACUUCUGUGUUUUGGGUCAUUGUCCUGUUGCAUCACCCAACUUCUGUUGAGGUUCAAUUGGUGAACAUUCUCCUGAAAAAUGUCUUGAUAAACCUGGGAAUUCAUUUUUCUGUUGAUGAUAGCAAGCUGUCCCAAACUAUGACACUCCCUCCACCAUACUUUACAGUUGGGAUGAGGUUUUGAUGCUGGUGUGCUGUGCCUUUUUUCUCCACACAUAGUGUUUGUGUUCCUUCCAAACAACUCAACUUUAGUUUCAUCUGUCCACAGAAUAUUUUACCAGUAGCGCUGUGGAACAUCCAGAUGCUCUUUUGAGAACUUCAGACGUGCAGCAAUGGUUUUUUUGGACAGCAGUGGCUUCUUCCGUAGUGUCCUCCCAUGAACACCAUUCUUGUUUAGUGUUAACGUAUGGUAUACUCGUCAACAGAGAUGUUAGCAUGUUCCAGGGAUUUCUUUAAGUCUAGCUGACUCUCUAAGAUUAUUCUUAACCUCAUUGAGCAUUCUGCGCUGUGCUCUAGCAGUCAUCUUUGCAGGACAGCCACUCCUAGGGAGAGUAGUAACAGUGCUGAACUUUCUCCAUUUAUAGACAAUUUGUCUUACCGUGGACUGAUGGACAUCAAUGCUUUUAGAGAUACUUGUGUAACCCUUUCCAGCUUUAUGCAAGUCUACAAUUCUUAAUCUUGGGUCUUCUGAGAUCUCUUUUGUACGAGGCAUGGUUCACAUCAGGCAAUGCUUUUUGUGAACAGCAAACCAAAAUUCUGUGAGUGUUUUUUUUAGGGCAGGGCAGCUCUAACCAACAUCUCCAAUCUUGUCUUGAUGAUUGUACUCCAGGUUAGCUGACUCCUGGCUCCCAUUAGCUUUUGGAAGUGGUUAGCCUAGGGGUUCACAUACAUUUUCCAACCUACACUAUGAGCGUUUAAAUUAUGUAUUCAAUAUAGACAAGAAAAACACAAUAAUUUGUCUGUUAUUAGCAGACUGUUUGUUUAAGCAGACUGUUUGUCUGUUGCUGGGACUUAGAUGAAGAUCAGAUCAAUUUAUCAGACCAAUUUAUGCAGAAAUCCGGAUAAUUCCAAAGGGUUCACAUACUUUUUCUUGCCACAGUAUGUAUGUUUCUGUACUCAUCCACAUUACCCCUGUCCCUCACAAUUCAUUGUACAUUUCACAAUGUCAAGCAGUCUGUUCUAUUGAAAUCAUAUAGUUUGCCUCCCUCCUCAUCAGAAAGAGGGUUACUGGUUCCAGCUCCAUUAAGGUUCUCAACGAAUGUUAAAUCCGGCUUUCAAUUAGUUACUUUAGACCGAAUGUGUGUCUGUUUUUAUAAUACCAACUCACAGCUGAUUUUUUUACCGAAGGUGGAAUUGCAUGUCUGUGUUGUAUAUUUAGUAAAGAAAAAAAAAGAAAAAAAAGAUAUAGUUGUUUUGUAUCAGUACCAAAUGCAGUUGGAAUUUGUUUGCAAGACUAUGGACAUAGAAUUGCUUUUCUCAUGUUUUAACUGCACAUUGUGAACUCCACAGCCUUAUUUUCUUAUUUAUUUCUGAAACAGAAGAGGCAUUUUUCAAUAAAACUACUGAAAAUGUA